Molecule: messenger RNA, 6125 nt
Organism: Hyaena hyaena (striped hyena)
Lineage: Eukaryota; Metazoa; Chordata; Mammalia; Carnivora; Hyaenidae
Gene: SNED1
Product: sushi, nidogen and EGF like domains 1
Exons: 31
Coding region: 164-4315 (1383 amino acids)
Biological process (GO): establishment or maintenance of epithelial cell apical/basal polarity; cell-matrix adhesion; heterophilic cell-cell adhesion
Cellular component (GO): protein-containing complex; plasma membrane
Molecular function (GO): calcium ion binding; protein binding
Source: RefSeq, a predicted model, not a curated record
CGGCUCCUGCCCCGCACGGACCGCGGGGCCCUCGGUCCCCGCUCGGUCCCCGCUGCGUCCGGCUCGGUCCCCGCUGCGUCCGGCUCGGUCCCCGCUCGGUCCCCGCUGCGUCCCCGCUCGGUCCCCGCUGUGCGCUGCUGCGUCCCGCCCGCCGAUCCCGGCGAUGCUGCGCGGCGCCGCCCGGGCGCUGCUCCUGGCCGCGGCCCUGGGGCUCGGGGUGCGCGGGGUGCGCGGCGCGGUGGCCCUCGCCGACUUCUACCCGUUCGGCGCGGAGCACGGCGACGCUGUCACCCCCAAGCAGGACGACGGCGGCUCGGGGCUGCGGCCGCUCUCCGUGCCCUUCCCGUUCUUCGGCGCCGAGCACUCCGGACUCUACGUGAACAAUAACGGGGUCAUCUCCUUCCUGAAGGAGGUCUCUCAGUUCACCCCAGUGGCCUUCCCCAUCGCCAAGGACCGCUGCGUGGUGGCAGCCUUCUGGGCAGACGUGGACAAUCGACGCGCAGGUGACGUGUACUACAGGGAGGCCACUGACCCAGCCACACUGCGCAGAGCCACGGAGGAUGUCAGGCGCUACUUCCCCGAGCUCCAGGAAUUCUCCGCCACCUGGGUUUUCAUAGCCACCUGGUACCGUGUGACCUUCUUUGGAGGCAGCUCCUCUUCCCCCGUCAACACGUUCCAGACUGUGCUCAUCACUGAUGGCAAGUUCUCCUUCACCAUCUUCAACUAUGAGUCCAUCACGUGGACCACAGGCACACACGCCAGCAGCGGGGGUGACACCGAUGGCCUGGGGGGCAUCGCAGCCCAGGCUGGCUUCAAUGCAGGUGACGGGCGGCGCUACUUCAGCAUUCCCGGCUCACGCACAGCAGACAUGGCCGAGGUGGAGACCACCACCAACGUGGGCGUGCCCGGGCGCUGGGCGUUCAGAAUCGAUGAUGCCCAGGUGCGCGUGGGGGGCUGCGGCCAUACAACCUCCGUGUGCCUGGCCCUGCGUCCCUGCCUCAACGGCGGCAAGUGUAUUGACGACUGUGUCACGGGCAACCCCUCCUACAGCUGCUCCUGCCUCUCGGGCUUCACGGGGAGGCGGUGUCAUCUGGAUGUGAACGAGUGUGCCUCCCAUCCGUGUCAGAACGGCGGUACCUGCACGCACGGCAUCAACAGCUUCAGCUGCCAGUGCCCGGCCGGCUUCGGGGGUCCCACCUGUGAGACAGCACUGUCUCCAUGUGACAGCAGAGAGUGUGAGAACGGCGGGCAGUGCCAGGCGGAGAGCGGCAAAGCGGUGUGCCUGUGCCAGGCUGGCUACACGGGUGCGGCCUGCGAGACGGAUGUGGACGAAUGUGCCUCCGAUCCGUGCCUGAACGGAGGCUCGUGUGUGGACCUCGUGGGGAAUUUCACCUGCCUGUGCUCAGAGCCCUUCACAGGACCUCGCUGUGAGACAGGAGGCCACCCAGUGCCCGACCCCUGCCUCUCAGCCCCUUGCCAGAACGGGGGCACCUGUGUGGAUGCAGAGGAGGGCUACGUGUGCGAAUGCCCCCAGGGCUUCACUGGCCUUGACUGCAGGGAGAGAACCCCCGAGCACUGUGGGUGCCGCAACGGUGGCAGAUGCCUGGGGGCCAACACCACCCUCUGCCAGUGCCCCCCAGGCUUCUUUGGGCUCCUCUGUGAAUUUGAAGUCACAGCCACGCCCUGCAACAUGAACACGCAGUGCCCGGACGGUGGCUACUGCAUGGAGUACGGUGGGAGCUACCUCUGCGUCUGCCACACUGACCACAACGUCAGCCACUCACUGCCAUCACCCUGUGACUCAGACCCCUGCUUCAACGGAGGCUCCUGUGAUGCCCAUGAGGACUCCUACACUUGCGAGUGCCCCCAAGGGUUCCACGGCAGGCACUGCGAGAAAGCCCGGCCACGCCUGUGCAGCUCAGCGCCCUGCCGGAACGGGGGCACGUGCAAGGAGGCGGGCAGCGACUACCACUGCAGCUGCCCCUACCGCUUCACCGGGAGGCACUGUGAGAUCGGGAAGCCAGACUCCUGCGCCUCGGGGCCCUGUCACAACGGCGGCACCUGCUUUCACUACAUCGGCAAAUACAAGUGUGACUGUCCCCCAGGCUUCUCCGGGCGGCACUGCGAGAUAGCCCCCUCCCCCUGCUUCCGGAGCCCCUGCAUGAACGGGGGUACCUGUGAGGACCUGGGCACAGACUUCUCCUGCCACUGCCAAGCAGGGUACAUGGGACGCCGGUGCCAGGCGGAGGUGGACUGCGGCCCCCCGGCAGAGGUGGAGCAUGCCACACUGCGCUUCAAUGGCACUCGGCCGGGCUCGGUGGCCCUGUACAAGUGUGACCACGGCUACAGCCUGAGCUCCCCCAACCACAUCCGAGUCUGCCAGCCCCAGGGCGUCUGGAGCGAACCUCCGCAGUGCAACGAGACAGACGAGUGCCAAACGCAGCCGUGCAGAAAUGGAGGCUCCUGCAGGGACCUCCCGGGGGCCUUUGUCUGCCAGUGCCCGGCAGGCUUCACCGGAGCCCAGUGCCAGACAGAGCUGGAUGCCUGUGACCCCAGCCCCUGCCUGCACGGAGGCCGGUGUGAGAACGGAGGCGGGGCCUACCUGUGCGUCUGCCCAGAGGGCUUCUUCGGCUACCACUGUGAGACAGUGAGUGACCCCUGCUUCUCCAGCCCCUGUGGGGGCCGCGGCUACUGCCUGGCCAGCAACGGGUCCCACAGCUGCACCUGCAAAGUGGGCUACACGGGCAAGGACUGCGCCAAAGAGCUCUUCCCACCAACGGCCCUCAAGGUGGAGCGAGUGGAGGAGAGUGGGGUCUCCAUCUCCUGGCGUCCACCUGAAGGCCAGGCGGCCAGGCAGGUGCUGGACGGCUACGCGGUCACCUACACCUCCUCAGACGGUGCCUACCGCCGCACAGAUUUCGUGGACCGGAGCCGCUCCGCACACCAGCUCCGGGCCCUGGCGGCCGGCAGAGCCUACAACAUCUCCGUGGUCUCCGUCAAGCGCAACGCCAACAACAAGAACGACAUCAGCAGGCCGGCGCUGCUGCUCGUCCGCACACGACCCCGCCCCGUUGAGGGCCUUGAGGUCACCAACGUGACAGCCAGCACCAUCUCAGUGCGGUGGGCUCUGCACAGGAUCCGUCACGCCACUGUCAGCAGUGUCCGCGUGUCCAUCCGGGAUCCUGAGGCCCAGGAGGACCAGUCCACCGACAUGGACAAAAGUGUGGACAAGUUCACGUUCCGGGCCCUGCUGCCAGGAAGGAGGUACACCAUCCAGGUGACUGCCCUCAGCGGGCUCGGGGGACAGGAGCCUCCCACCGAGAGCCUGGCCUCGGCCCCGCUGCACGUGUGGACGCGGCCGCUGCCUCCAGCAAACCUGACCGCUGCCAGAGUCACAGCCACCUCUGCCCACGUGGUCUGGGACACCCCCACUCCAAGUACCUUGCUGGAGGCGUAUGUCAUCAAUGUGACCACCAGCCAGAGCACCAAAAGCCGCUACGUCCCCAACGGGAGGCUGACAUCCUACACGGUGCGGGACCUGCUGCCAGGCCGGCGGUACCAGCUCUCCGUGACAGCCGUGCAGAGCGCGGAGGGCGACCAAGUGCACAGCGAGCCUGCUCACCUCUACAUCAUCACCUCCCCGAGGGACGGCGCUGACAGACGCUGGCACAGGGAGGGACUCCAUCCCCGGGUGCUCAGAAACAGACCGCCCCCCAUGCGCCUGCCGGAGCUGCACCUGCUCAGCGACCGUGAUGCCCCCGAAGCUCAGACCCUGACCCCCAGGUUCUCAGAGCUCGUGGACGGCAGAGGGCGAGUGAGUGCCAGGUUCGGUGGCUCACCUGGCAAAUCGGUCACUGUGAGAUCACAGCCCACGGCUGUGGCGCAGCCCGCGAACACGGAGGCGGCCCCCAGGCAGGCGCCAGAGCAGGUCGGCCUGGCCCUCCAGCUCCCUGAACGCAGUGGCGACAAGGACACGGAAAACGCCCCUGGGAACUGCUCAGAAAACCCCUGUCAGAACGGAGGCACCUGCGUGCCGGGUGUGGACACCCACAGCACCCACAGCUGUGACUGCAGCCCAGGGUUCAAAGGCAGACGCUGUGAGCUGGCCUGCACGAAGGUGCCCCAGCCCUGCACCCGGCUCUUCUCCGAGACCAAGGCCGUGCCGGUCUGGGAAGGAGGCGCCUGCCACCACGUGUAUAAACGAGUCUACAAGGUGCACCAGGACAUUUGCUUCAAAGAGAGCUGUGAAAGCACGAGCGUCAAGAAAACCCCAAACAGGAAGCAAAGUAACAGUCCGGCACUGAAGAAAUCUUAGGUACAGGAUUCAGGAUGUCCUUGUUACACUCCAUCAACCUCGGGAGCUUCCCAAGCCCAGGAAGAUGGGGCCACAGUCGGACUGAGACAGGCGCCUGGGACACCAGGUCCUGGCUAGCACCGGUCCCCUCUGCGGCUUCCCUCCCCCGCCCCCGCCCCUUAGAGACAGACGGCCAGGCCAGCCAGGCCACACCAGGGACACCCUCUUGAGCUGAGUCGCCUCCAGGCCCCACAAUGCUUCCAGCAGCCCAUGCCGUAAGCCUGGCUGCAGUUUCCUACGGGGACAGCCCGGGCGUUGGCCUGGAGGAGCCGGGCGGCCGCCAGGAACACUCCCACGAUAUCCGGAAACCAGCUCUGGGACUCUGAGGUCGGGGGGCCAGUUCUCGCCCCGGAGACCUCACAGUCACAAUGAGGACAGCCGCUCUCGAGCCCCCGCCGGGAAGGGGGCCGCGAGGACGUGAUACGGGGAGGGAAGCCGCGAGCCAGGCGCCCGUCUGGCCCUCCUCCGCGCGUCACUACCCUCGUCUGCCACAGGCGCAACCGACCACCCGGACCGGCAGACUGGAAAGAUAAAGCGUUAGUUGCUACGGAGAUGGGGUUUACACACUCGCAGCCUCCGACUCUUCCUCAAACAGCGACUACUUUUGGCUUCAAGGACCAGACGGUCUCCGUGGCAACGUCUUGGUCACAGCAGCGUAGCCACAGCCGUGUGACCAGACGGUGUGGCCGAGUCCCAGGAAGACCUCACCCACCCGCCUGGCUAAGCCCCGCUCUCUCAGGUCACCCAGGCCCCAGCCUCGCACAGAGAAAGCCGUGAACCAGAUGACGAAUCACCCAGAGCUCCCGCUCCCGGCUUCCGAGCCGACGUGGCAGGUGCGCAGCAGGGGCUGCUUCCUCCUGGCGGGGUCGGUGCAACCGGACGGACAAGCAGGGCAGGCCGGGCCCCACCGCGCGAGACACUCAGUCCCUGACUCGACGACGACACUGCUUGCACUGCUGUUCACACAGGCUGCAAGGAGGCCGUGCGGCCUCACCACACGUGCUUCCAGCGUCUUCUCCCAGAGGUCUUCCCCCCGCGGAGGCCAAAAGCACGCCAACCCACCUCGAGACACGUGCAGCAUUUUAAGAGCUGACCCGAUCUGAACUCGAGCCUCUGGGCGUCUCCCACGGACGCGGCCCCAAGUCAGCAUUCCAGCCACAGAGAGGGCUCCUUCCUGUCACCUUUUCUAAACACAUUUUUUGAAGAGAGUAUAUUUUAGGCUUUUUGUUUUUAUUAAAAUUUUGUGUGCAUAUGUCUGUGUAGUAUGCAAUUUGUUCUUUUCAGAAAGGAGGGACAGUCAUUUCAAGAGCAUCCCCAGUGGCCCAAGCCCACCUGGAGAAGACGGCCGAGCUCAGCCAAGGGCUCUGGCACCGGGUGAGUGGAGAGGAAACCGCGGACAGACACGUGUACUGCUUGCUGACUUCUGCCGCGUUGCUGGGGCCUGUCGCUGCGUCUGUGUAAAGCUACAGCAUCACCAGCAAGUGGCAAGAUCAAGUGAGAUCACUGGAAAAGUAGAUGGAAAUUUCUACUGCUAUGCUAAUAACCUCAAGCCCUUCCGCCACAAGGUGGACACUAGCAUGUUUUGGUUUUUAACUCAGAAACCUUUGUUUCUACAAGAAACAGUCUACUGAAUCCUGAGCUUGGUGCUGUGCUAUCUUAUGAUUAACUCAUCUUGAUGUUUUACAAAUUAGGAAUCUAGUAAAAACACCUCCUGACGCCAAAGGAGUCACAACUCAUCCAGGAAACGUUCUACAUGAGACACUGCUUCUUC